AACCACCGAGACCGGGAGUACACGAAUCAGUCACAGAAUUUCCAUUCAGCAGACAAGUUGGUUUGCUUGGCAUUUCGUUGGCCGCUGCUCAAAUGGAGGUAUUUUAGUUGUUGUCUGUGAAGUUGGUGCUGGCUGGCAAAUUGUUGCCACGAAUUGCUGCCCAUUUGCUGCGUGGCUCCCGUGUGUGUGCGGCCCCUGGUUAGGAAAGUGGUACGAUAGUGAAGUUCUACGUGGUGUGUGCUUUGGGAUUGUUGGGAAUUUUUGGGUAAUCAACUUUUUCACAUCUUUUCGGAAUCUUAGCUCACAAGUUAUAUAUGCUGCAACACUGCUGGGUGUCUCGCUCGCACUACGUCCAGAGAUAUUAAAGUGGUGUGCUCUUGGAAAAGUGUUGUGCACACAUACAUAUAUUCCAACCACGAAGUAUUAGAUCUCGCGCGCGAGCUCCCCCAGAAACUCGUCAAGCAGCCAACACACAAAAGUUGUGUGGAUUCCAUCAAAAGAGAUUCGUGUCAUCGCGCGCUGUGCGAGCACUUUUAUCUGUCAACUCAAUUUUCAGUGCCACAAUCUCAUUUAUAUAUAUACAACUUUUUUUUUGUGCGUCCAGCCAUCCUCUUGGGUGUUGUUCUUGUGGUCCCCGCACACUGCGUAAUCUCUUAAGCUGGAAAAACAAACCGCCACCCUGAAAAAAAAUCCCAACAUACAGAAUCUCAUGAAAAAAGGAGAUUAAAAAAAAAUACAAGAACGUGUGAAAAUAGAUACCUACCUACAUAUUUCAAUGUGAGAAAAGUCCAUCAGUUUUUUUGUUGAUGUUUUAUGUGCAAAAUAUGUGUGGAAAAGUUGUAGAGUAAACUGCUGUUGGAAAAUGUGAAGCUAAAAAGCUCAACAAAAAAAAAGAACUAAAAAAGUUCGAAAAACAUCCCGCACAAAAAAAAUCAUUUCCAUGUGAAAUAAACCCCUUGGUGUUUUUUUUAUACAUAUACACCUUCCGUACCUUUUUUCAUUUAAUUUUCCACACUCAUUCGGUUUGUGUGCCUGUGUGAUUUCCAUCUCCCAGUUCUUCAUCUCCGACGAUCACACGGCGAAUAAGCUGGAAAAUUUGCCGUAUAUGAGACAAGUACAAUAGCAGGUGAAGUUGAAAGGACGAAGACUCCUUGUACAAGAGUUCUUGGCGGAAGCUCCCCGAAAAUAAAGCAACGGAACCCAAAAGGCACUCACUUUCCGCGGGGGGUGCUGGUACUUUUCCAACACAUUCUUUGGAACCUCAAAGGAAGUAGGAACAAUUGCGCACCGUGGGGAAGUACCGGAAGAAGAUGGAGGAUCCCGAAAUUACAUUUCUUUUUCAAUUCGGCAAUCUACGUGACACCGUGACUGUGGCAAUUCCAACCCUCAAUCUCAAAUCACUCAAGGACAGGGCGUGUGACUUUAUCAACACAAAGAUUCCUGAAAAUGGCCUAAGCCACUUGGCAGAUCGUCUUCUGUUAUUUCGUCAUGACUACAAUAGCCCAAAUGUCCUUCAGCUGGUUAAUUCGGCAGCGGAAAUUGUCGAUGAGACUCUCAUUGAAAUCGUACUGACGGCAAAUGCACUACCAUAUUCCAGUGGGAGUAUUCGAGAUGAAAUACCAACAGUUUAUCCACACUCACUGUCUGUUCACUCCUACAAAGCACCCACUUUCUGUGACUUUUGCGGCGAAAUGCUCUUUGGUCUCGUCAGACAAGGACUCAAAUGUGAUGGAUGUGGGCAGAAUUACCAUAAGAGGUGCGUCGUGAAAGUUCCCAACAAUUGCCAUCGAUCGGCAGAUCCCACGCGAAAGACUUCCUCACUACAGCCACCACGUUGCCCAUCUGGUUGCUCAAAUAACUCCUCCCUCGCUGAUGAUCAGCAAUCAACAACAACAGGCUCGGGAUCGUCAUUGUUGAAUAGAUCCCCCAUUCCGGGGCAUUCCUAUGGCGGUAAUCCUUCGGGGAGGAUAAGUAUACCACAUCGAUUUUUCCUGCAUUCAUACACACGACCAACAGUGUGUCAGUAUUGCAAGAAACUCCUCCGUGGUCUCUUCAAGCAGGGUGUUCAAUGUCGUGACUGUCACUACAAUGCUCACAAAAAAUGUGUGGAUAAAGUGCCAAAAGAUUGUGUUGGAGAUUGCUCAACUGAUACUUUUGCUCCAGACUUCAAUGAUAGCAGUGUUAGUAGCGAACGAGAUUUUAAGGAUGAAUUUGAGGAUAGUGAUUUCGAUGACAAUCCAUUCAGUAGCAAUCAUCACCACAGGCAAAAUGUACCACCCGUUAAAGUGAAUGGGACCAUUCAUGAGCCCGAACUCGACCUCCUCGAUACAUCUUCCGAGCAAUCUCGACAAUCCAGUUCUUCAUCUUCUCCAAGCGCCAACAUACCCCUCAUGCGAAUCGUCCAGUCCGUGAAGCAUACAAAACGACGCGGAGAUCGUGCCAUCAAGGAGGGAUGGCUUGUGCACUUCACCAAUAAGGAUAAAACCGUUAAACGGCACUACUGGCGUCUCGAUUCGAAAUCCAUCACACUGUUUGUCUCCGAUCAGGGCAGUAAGUACUACAAGGAGAUCCCACUGAAUGAAAUAGUCGCCGUAGAGACGGCACGAAGUCUCGUGGGGGAUGUCUAUCAUUGUUUCGAAAUAAAGACGCCAAAUGUAAACUACUACGUGGGGCAGGAUCCCCUGAAAGAUGGGGAAAUGAUGAUCUUGCCACCACCUGAUAGUGGUGUUGGGGCGUACUUGGCCAAAAGCUGGGAGACUGCCAUCAAGCAAGCCCUAAUGCCUGUAACCAAAACUUCCACGACUGACAAUGAAGAGAAUGUCCAGGAUAUGGGGCAGCUCUAUCAAAUAUUCCCAGAUGAAGUUCUUGGUUCCGGGCAAUUUGGCACAGUCUACGGUGGAAUACACCGCAAGACGCACAGAGAGGUUGCAAUUAAGGUGAUUGAUAAAAUGAGAUUCCCAACGAAGCAGGAAGCACAGCUCAAAAAUGAAGUUGCCAUCCUACAGAACAUCUCCCAUUGCGGCGUUGUGAAUCUCGAGAGGAUGUUUGAGACACCGGAGAGAAUUUUUGUUGUGAUGGAAAAACUAAAGAAUGACAUGCUGGAGAUGAUAUUGUCGAGUGAAAAGGGAAAAUUGAGUGAGCGAGUUACAAAGUUUCUCAUAACACAAAUUCUUGUUGCACUUAAGCAUCUCCAUAGCAAAAAUAUCGUACACUGUGACCUAAAGCCUGAGAAUGUUCUCCUUUCAUCUGACAAUGAAUUCCCCCAAGUGAAGCUGUGUGACUUUGGUUUUGCCCGAAUAAUCGGUGAGAAGUCUUUUAGGAGAUCCGUGGUAGGAACCCCAGCUUACCUAGCACCCGAAGUCCUUCGAAAUAAGGGAUACAAUAGAUCACUAGAUAUGUGGAGUGUGGGUGUAAUUAUUUAUGUGAGUCUCAGUGGGACAUUUCCAUUCAACGAAGACGAAGAUAUUAAUGUGCAAAUUCAGAAUGCAGCUUUUAUGUAUCCACCAAACCCAUGGAAGGAAAUUUCAUCAGACGCAAUUGACUUAAUCAAUAACUUGCUGCAAGUGAAGCAGAGAAAACGUUUUACGGUAGACAAGAGUUUGCAGCAUACGUGGCUUCAGGAUUCCCAAACGUGGAACGAUCUGCGUGCUUUGGAAGCAUCAGUGGGCAUCAGGUACUUGACACACGAAUCUGACGAUGCCCGCUGGGCGGCCGCAGGACCCUGACCGCAGGAUUCACCGGAGCAUUCCCCGAAAAUUGAUGUAGUUCGUGGGAAAGCAAUGAAAUGGGUUCGUGGAACAUUGUGUAAAUUUGCAAAGGCCUAAUACAAGAAACAUACAACACUAUAUAUUUGUUAAUAAUUUUACAUAAAAAAAAAUUAUUAAACACGCGCAUUAUAUACCAAUUUUAAGAGAAAAAAAAACUUUAAAUUUACAAAAAAAAACUUAAGGAGAAACUGAAAAUAAUUGCCCAAAAUAAUUAAAUUUUAAAAUCUCAAAAAUAUAUGAAUGAAAAUUAAUGUGAGAUUGCAACAACACAAAUCAUCAUCUAUACCAACAUAUUGAUAACAAAAAAUAAAAUUAAAAUAUUUUUUUUUCGAACAAGUUAAUCUCAUUCCCUGCAAGACAAUGUGCUUCAAGAAAAGAAAUUUAAUAAAAAAAAACGUAGAUAGAGGAAUAAUCAUGAAUUUAUCUUUCUCAAAGGAAAAAAAACCAAAAUAUUAAAGGGUUUAUAUACAAAAUGGUCGUGGAAUUGAAUUUUCAAAAGAAAACGUAUAUAAUUUUAAAGAAAAAAAUAUGUGUAUAUGGAAAAUGUAUCUCAUAGAAAUACUCACAUUUUAAAUGAUAAUUUUUUUCAAAAGAAAAAUAAUUAUGAUAAAAAUAUACAUUCCCAAAGAAAAACUUUUGGUUACAACGAAAUUCUCAUGAGAUUUUCCGGAUUUUCAUUGGAAAGAAAUUGCACCAGAAUGAUUUUUUUUUAAAUCAAUCUUCAACCUCUAAAAUCUUAUCACAUUUUUGAUAUUAGGAAAAUUUUUUAAAGUGAUGACUUUUCCAACAAAUUUCUUCCAGUCUUUCCUAACAAAAAAAUCACUGUGCAAUUUUUUCUUUGUGUACUAAAAGUGCCUGUAAUUUUGCAUGUUCUAUGUGGAAUAUUUAUAAAAAAAAAAGAAUCUUUCUUCAAAUUACAAGGAAAUUUGAACAAAAAAUUUUUGAUUUACCUUUCGAGGAAAAAGAAAGAAAUUAAAUUUUCAAGGAAAAAUUUCGAAAGAGUGGAAAAGAGAGAAAGAAAAAUUCAACGUAAUGCUCAUAAAGUGGCCAAAUAAUAUUAAAGAUGAAAAUAAAAUGAAAUAAAAUGCAAAUGUGUAAUAAACUGAUAUAGAAAAUCAACAUAAACAGAAUGUCUAAAUGAAAAUCAUAAUAAAAUAAGAUCAUAACGAAUAAAGCAUCACAUAAAAUAUCUCUCAACAUAAA
Lutzomyia longipalpis is the source of this 4970-nucleotide messenger RNA. RefSeq names its product serine/threonine-protein kinase D3 (gene PKD). The coding region runs from base 1311 to 3725 and encodes 804 amino acids. The transcript is spliced from 10 exons. Gene Ontology annotation, molecular function: protein serine/threonine kinase activity; ATP binding. The record is from RefSeq and is a predicted model, not a curated record. Gene Ontology annotation, biological process: protein phosphorylation. NCBI's taxonomy places the organism in Eukaryota, Metazoa, Arthropoda, Insecta, Diptera, Psychodidae.